Molecule: messenger RNA, 1208 nt
Organism: Macrobrachium nipponense
Lineage: Eukaryota; Metazoa; Arthropoda; Malacostraca; Decapoda; Palaemonidae
Product: SET and MYND domain-containing protein 4-like
Exons: 4
Coding region: 1-1200 (399 amino acids)
Cellular component (GO): nucleus; cytoplasm
Molecular function (GO): histone deacetylase binding
Source: RefSeq, a predicted model, not a curated record
AUGGGCCCCGGCUCGCACAACAUUAUCCCGAGACCACCAAAAUCUAGAUCUAUCUUCAGUGGCCUUGAUUACAUGCUGCACGGCUGUGACGUUAUUUUAGUAGAGAAAGCCUUCUGCAGCAGCCUUUCCCUUGAUAGACUUGCAACCCACUGUUCCACCUGCCUGAGAGAAUGUCUGGCACCGAUCCCCUGCCCCUACUGUACUAUGGUCGUCUUCUGUAGCAUCAAGUGUCAACUGGAAGGCCUAUCUCGUUUCCACUGGUUAGAAUGUAACAUCCUUUCCACCAUCUGUUCCUUGAACAUGAUGGCCUCAUUCAGCAAUUGUUUCAAAAUACUUGAAAGAAAGUCCUGCAGUCAGUGGCGAACUAUCUUGCAACGACUAGACGACAGGAAUGCCAAAUACUCACCAGAGAAAAGAGGAGUCAAUGACAAAGAAAUCUUCAGUUCAGAAGAUUUCGAUCUGUUUUAUAGCCAGGUCACUAAUGCAGAGGAGAGGCCUUCCGGUGACCUGUAUGUGAAGUGCCUUAUUGCAUUAGUUUUAGUAAAGCUCCUGCAACUUGGAGGGCGUCUCUUCAGAGAUGAAAAAGGCCAAGCGCUGAAUCCUCCUGAAGAAGAUACACUCUUUCUUGGCCAAUUCCUCUUUUCCAGCUUGAUGAAGAACUCUUGUAAUGGAUUUGGCAUAAUCGAAUUUCAAUGUACUAUGUCUCCAUUCCACAUUGACAAGGAGAACAUUGGGUCAGGCAUAUAUCCUACCUUCAGCUUGAUGAACCAUUCCUGCAACCCGAGUGCCCUUCCCUAUUUCUAUGGUCGCUAUGCUGUUUUAAGAGCUGCAAGAACUCUUCUGGAGGGGGAAGAGAUUACUAUAGGGUACUGCAGAGGGUCUUAUUUGCAGCCGUUGGAAAACCGCCAGAUAUACCUCAACAAUGUUUACCAGUUCGAAUGUGCUUGUGAGGCCUGUGAGGAAAACUGGCCUUGCUACGGAGAACUGCCAAGUGAAAUACACGUUAAGUGUGUACUGUGUUCUCAAGCGGUCAGCGAGAAAACUCUCAAAUGUCCCGAUUGUGCCUUUGAAUACACAGGGGAAGGCAAUAAUGAAGAUGAACGCAAAACGAUCAGGGCCUGGAGAGAAGCGUACGCAGAAACAAAAGUGGCAAAUGAUUCAAUUCAGAAUAUAACAAAAGCCCUGCUGGCUGGACACUGACAGUGAAA